Molecule: messenger RNA, 804 nt
Organism: Pyricularia grisea
Lineage: Eukaryota; Fungi; Ascomycota; Sordariomycetes; Magnaporthales; Pyriculariaceae
Exons: 2
Coding region: 1-804 (267 amino acids)
Source: RefSeq, a predicted model, not a curated record
AUGCGCGACACCGUCGUGAAGAUGUUAUCCCUGGCCAGGCUGCGUAUGCUGUUGCUCAGCGAAUACUUGGCCUUGGCCGCCGCGAUCCUCGCCGCCUCCUCCACCGAGACGGCGCCGUUCGCCAGCCCUUCGCUCACGGUGGCGUCGGGCGCAGGCGAAGACGGCCGCGAUGGCGACGACACUUGCAGCCUCGCCUUUGCGAUCUGGAACGGAAAGGUCGCCGCCGUGGCCACGGCCUUGCUGACGGCCGCCACGAAAAAGGUCACCAGACCGCCGUCCGGCCUGUCCUCGCCGCUCGCCAGCGAGCUGCGCAGCGCCUGGUCCAGGAAGAAGGUGAUGCUGGGGUUCAGCGCCGGCGACGCCCCUCUCGCGCAGCAGCUCCCGCAGCACCGCGGGCGCGCUCCGAUCAUCACCCGCCGCGCCACCGCCGCCGCCCACCAGCGCCGCGGUCUGGAUCCUCGUGACGACGUUGGCGACGGGCAUGGUGAGAGCCCUGGAGCAGGCUCCGGCCACGGCGCCGACGGCCAGCUCCUCGACGACGCCCAUCCGCCUGCGCCGGGCGUUUCCGGGCCGCGCCAGCCUCCUGGCCCGGAACCAGUUGUAAAAGAGGAAGAAGAGGAACGAGUCGGCGACCGAUUUGGCCAGGUCCGAGCCGAGGCCCGCGUACAGACCGGCGAGGCCGCCCUCGCGCCUCCACACGGCCUUCAAAGCGUCGAUUGGCCCAUCGUAGGUCUCCCCGGGCGGGAUGGUGCCGUCCCGAGCGAGCUGCCGUUGCACCUUGAGCCGAGUGUUGACCAGGUCUAG